Messenger RNA from Anopheles cruzii, 3966 nucleotides. RefSeq names its product protein spire (gene spir). The record is from RefSeq and is a predicted model, not a curated record. The transcript is spliced from 17 exons. Lineage: Eukaryota; Metazoa; Arthropoda; Insecta; Diptera; Culicidae. Gene Ontology annotation, molecular function: actin binding. Gene Ontology annotation, biological process: actin filament polymerization; establishment of meiotic spindle localization; intracellular transport. Gene Ontology annotation, cellular component: cell cortex; cytoplasmic vesicle membrane. The coding region runs from base 1 to 3534 and encodes 1177 amino acids.
AUGGCGUCGGAAACGGAGGUGCCGGUACCGACAUGUCCGCCCGCUCCGGAGGCGGUGGCCGGCCUUCCGGUGUGUGGAUUGGCGUCGAAAGCGAGCUGCCUUCAACCACCGCCCGAAGAUGCCGGUUGCGGUGACAGUGAUUGUGAAAGCGGAGUAGGCGGUGUCGUCGUUACAGGCGAUCGUCAGCAGCGAGCGCAGCGUAUUGCGGCGGCCCGACGGACGGAAGCGGCCAAGGGAGGAUUAGCCAACGGUAGCCGUGGUGACGCAGCCGCGAGUGAAGGUGCCUCGGAAAGUGUAAAGUACGCCAAGUACAACGCAAGCGGUCGCACGGGUGGCCCGGUGUGUAGUGCAAACGGUACAGCGGCGGCGGCGAUCGGUCGAAGGGCAAUGGUGAAGCAAGUUAAUGGUGCGAGCGGAGGGCCCGGUGCCACCAGCGCUGGUUGCUCGGUAUCGUUGGACGAGAUCCUCCAGACGUUCAAUGCACCGAUCUCCGAGGAUCAGGCAUGGGCGCUGAUCUAUCAGGCGUCCCGAAUGUUUCAGACGCGCCUUCAGGAGCCGGGAUGCAGUUUACGGGAUCUGCGGCUCCCGCUGCUCCCCAAACAGCUCCACAUCCAAAAGGACGGCAGUUGCUUCGUGACUGCAAAGACAGAUAAGGAGCUGUGCGUUCCGACGACCCAGAAAAAGAUACUGCUGAAGCUGGGCAUCGUCGUGUACCGGGCCCUCGACUACAACCUGCCCACGAGCGAAGACUGCCAGAUCUCGCACGAGCUGGAGCAACUGAUCGAGUUCAUGACGUCCGAAGGUAAGGAAAAUAACGACGACGAAGGCAUCGAGCGUGACUCGGAAGAGGUCGAGGAGGACCUGGCCACGAUCGACGGCGAAGACGGUGACUGUUGUGCCAAUGGCAGCGGAACGGGCCACGACGGCACGACGAUGGUGGCCGCCAACGGGUGCGGUGGCCAGCGAAAGCAUCUCGAAACCAAAGAACUGGAUCACGUGCUGGAGUACUGCUCGACGCGUGUAUCACCCACAAAGCCAGAGGACCACUAUCGGGCCGUUUGCCGGGCACUGGUCACCGAAACGCUCGAGCUUCGCACGUUCCUACAGCGCGUCUGCCAGGGUGAGGCCGAGGUGCUCCGGUUAAAAGCGCAGGCGGAAACGACCGGCAAGGAGCUGGAAAAGAUUCACUUCAACGACUGGUCAGACGACCAGAGAAUCUGGCAGGCACUGCAAGCCCGCUUCUGGAUGCAAGUGGUCGAUGAGCUGCGCCGUGGUGUGCGGCUGAAAAAGAUCAACUUUUCGCGCACUCCCAUCGAGUAUGAGCUGACGCCGUACGAGAUCCUGAUGGAGGAUAUCCGUUGCAGAAAGUACAAUCUACGCAAGGUUAUGGUGAAUGGCGACAUUCCGCCGCGGGUCAAGAAGGACGCACACGCCGUCAUACUGGAGUUCAUCCGAUCGCGGCCACCAUUGCGCAAGGCAUCGGAGAGAAAGCUGGCACCGGCUCCGCUGCGACGGAUUGCGACCCCCCGCGAACAGCUGCUGGACUCGAUCCGGAAAGGGCGCGUGCUCAAACCGGUGGUGCAUCCGAAGCUGAAGUCAAGACGGUGCAAUCAGCUAACACUUUCCACCAUCAUUCCGCUACAUCCGUUUCCGUUCAUCGGCUUCUUUUUACCUACCACAACGCAACUAGAUAGUGUAAAAAAAUCAUGUGAUGAAGAAAUCGACUCCAGUGGGGCCCCCAGCUUGGACGGAGUGAGCUGCAGUGGCAGCAUCAGCACGUGCAGCGGAGCCAGCAGCAGCACCAGCUACAGCAACAGCACAAGCAAGGCGAUGACGCUGUCCCGAGCGACGUUUUCGCAUACCGGCAGCAUGCCCCGCAACACCCUAAGACUGAUACCAGUGGACUUUUCACUGUUGAACGAUGAUGACUUCAUCGACGAAGCAGCGAACGAAAGCGCAGACUCCAGCAGCGGCGGACAGAGGCAACAGCAAAACGGUGGCCACCGGAUAUCGUCCGGGGUCGGCGCCAAACGCAGCAGCACCGACGAUCGCAACACCGACAGUACAAACCGCUCGAUGAUCGUCAACAACGAGAACAACCAGAACAACAUCAACACCGUGCUGCGACGGACAAAAAACCUCAUCACCCACGACGAAUAUCAUCGGUUCUGUGAUAAGGCUCUCGAAACCUACGAUCUCGCUACGCAGUGCGAGUCACGGAGGGCAUCGAUGCGCCGACACACCAUCAUCGGGUGCAACCAAAACUACAAGCUCGACCCAAUGGCCAGCCAUUCGAUGCCUCCGUCGAGGCCCGUUUCCCGCCAAUCGGAUCGGGAUCAUGCGACGAACGGGAAGCUCGAAAACGCGGCCACGGUCCCCGCGGUGCUGGCAGGAUCUAGCCUGGUGGUCAAGGAGAAACCUUCGGCGAUGGUAACACCGCACGUGGUGAAUGGUGCUGCGCGGCCGGCACCGAUCGGUGGUAAUGGAGCGGUAAGUGAGUGUGGUGCUGCCGGAACCGGCAGCAAUCUGUCUUCGCUCGACACUUGGACCAAAAACUCGCUCGACGAAAGCCAGUGGAAGGAUACGUUCAAUCUGAACGAUCGGCUGUCGCUGACGCUGGAAGAAAUCGUACAUAUCCGCUCGGUGAUGACGAAGGCCGAGCUCGAGGGUCUGCCGGUGGACGUGCACAUCAAGGAGGACGUCGAGAAGCGGAAGGUGUGCUUCCUGUGUCUCCGCACCCGCUUCACCCUGUUCGCCCGGGGCAUCCUGUGCAAGCUCUGCCAACGGACGGUUUGCAACAAAUGCAAUACGAAGAUGCGAAUACCUACCGAACAUUUUCGCAAUGUUCCCGUGGUGCUCCUGUCACCUUCGCUUAUGAGCAGCCCCUGCACCUCGAACACACCGUCGCCCAGUCACCAUGCGCACGGUGGCGGCACCGGGUCCGGGCCGACCAGCAUGGUAGACGAAUCCUUCCCCCGAUCCCUGAUGGAGCGACUCUUGCGGCCUGAGUUAGAUCGGAAGACUCGAAAUACGGUCGGCAGUGCUCCAUCCUCACCAAAGAACCAACGGUCAGCGUCCAGCACACCGGGCACCAGUCUGCACGGUGGCGAGACGCUUUCGCUGUCGCUUUCGCACCACUCCUCCGGUGUCCAGCAUCAUCAUCACGCCGCCAAAGAACAUGCCGUAGCGUCCGCGGCUGCCAUCGUCAGUGCGCAGAAAUGCUCGCUCAUGUCGCGCAGCAUGGAAGGACCGAACAGUCUUCCGCCGCAAAGCCCCGCCCGACCGCACUCCAACUGCAGCACGCUGGACAGAAAGAACCGCUUCACCAAAGCAUUCACCCUAACGGCGGCGGGCGGCCAGAGCGGGGUGUUGGACCCGCAAAAGGAACGGCUCACCGGUGAGCUGAUGGCCGUCUGCAACGAUUGUCGCAGCCUGGUGCUGGAAAUCAUACGAUCAUCGCGACAAACCCGAACAACGGCCCGCAAUCAGGUGUUGCGCCAUCUGACGCUCGACAUCUCGCCGGUGUACAAGUAAGCGACCGGCGGCGGCGGCAACUGGGAGGCACGGCGAUCGCGGGAUCCAUCGAGAAAGGAAAGCGCCGAUUGUUGGAUUUGAUUUUUUUAACAUCUUCCUGGCAUCUGAUUAUGAAAGGAUUAGCGAGGGCGAGAGAGUAUAGGAAGAAGAUUUAGGGACAGGCUGAGUGAGGAAGAGAUCAUCCGGAACACUACGAUUUGCGCCCAGGUUUGUUUGCGAAUUUUGUAUUUAUUAUAAUUAUUUAUUUAAAACAAACGGUACUUCCCUUCGAAUGAGUCAAACAAUGGGGCAGCAGAGCAGGGUGGACGCGCGCGGCACGGACCAUCACGGAAAGGAUCACGUUCGGUCGUCGUUGGCGAGCGGAAGGCACACUUGGCCCCUCAUAUUAAACUGAACAACCGCCCCCCCCCAGCACCGCCCGGACAGGCUGAU